Tremella mesenterica DSM 1558 is the source of this 1827-nucleotide messenger RNA. RefSeq lists its product as uncharacterized. Gene Ontology annotation, biological process: pericentric heterochromatin formation; regulation of DNA repair; negative regulation of transcription by RNA polymerase II. The transcript has 4 exons. Gene Ontology annotation, cellular component: mating-type region heterochromatin. Bases 1 to 1503 code for a protein of 500 amino acids. Gene Ontology annotation, molecular function: histone deacetylase activity, NAD-dependent; NAD+ binding. The record is from RefSeq and is a predicted model, not a curated record. NCBI's taxonomy places the organism in Eukaryota, Fungi, Basidiomycota, Tremellomycetes, Tremellales, Tremellaceae.
AUGACCAUUCAUGUCGUACUCCCCACUUCCUCUCAGGCUGGUCCUAGUUCCCCCCUUCACCUCGAAAACCCAGUCGCGUCUCAAGCCUUGUCCCAGGUGGUCAAUCAACUCGGUCGUGCAAAGCGUAUAGUCGUCGUUUCUGGCGCAGGGGUAUCUACCGCAGCUAGUAUCCCUGACUUUCGUUCCGGUUCCGGCAUCUUUUCCAAACCUCGCAGAGGGCAUGAUGUCAGGGACUUGUUCCAUGUCAAAGCGCUAUCGUCACCUUCUCUCCUUCAUGCACAUCGUCAAUUACUAAAUGAACUUUCCUCCCUCUCCCUCUCCGCUUCUCCGACACCUUUCCAUAUUUACCUCAAAAACCUCGACAAUCAAGGUCGUCUUCUUCGUUGUUAUACCCAGAACAUUGAUGGUCUGGAACUGAGAGCUGGACUUUCAGUCGGACUACCACCUCAUCUUCCUCAACCCUCCUCUCGAAAACGAAAACGGCCCUCUAGUCCUCCUGAUCCGAAUAUCGAUCCAGCCUUAUUCACUCCAAUUCCUCUCCUUCGAACUCCGAUCGAAACUCCGACUCAAGCUGCUCCUCGUUGUAUACCCUUACAUGGUCAAUUAGACCAUUUAAAUUGUCCCUUGUGUUCUUCUUCCUUCCCAUUGAUUUCUUUCCUUCCUCUUCCUUCUGAAGCGAUGUCAUGUCCAACAUGUAGUAUAGCUUCGACCAUCCGAACAGCCUUGGCGGAGAGACAAAGGAGAAUAGGUCAUUUACGUCCUAGUGUGGUAUUGUAUGGCGAGGAACAUCCCGAAGGCGAAGCAAUAGGUGCCGUCGUAGAGAGGGAUUUACGAGGUACCGGAUCUGUGAAAAAUGGUCAAAGAGAGGGGAAAGUAGACUUUUUGUUGGUGACAGGGACAAGUUUGACUAUUCCUGGAGUGAAGAGGAUAGUCAAGGAAAUGGCUAGGAGUUUGCGACAAGGGAACAAAAGAGGAAAAGGUAAAGGGAAAGAUAUCAAGACGGUUUUUGUUAAUGCCGAACCUGCUAAAGGGGAUUGGGAAGGUGUAUUCGAUAUUUGGAUUCAAGGCGACAUACAAGAGUUCAUUACGACUUAUCUUGAUUCUUCCCUCUCUACAUCGAUGUCAUCCGAAGGAGUUGUAACACCUUCACUCGACGUCGUAAACCCAAUAACCCCUACUAAACCCAAAUCCGGCCAAAAUGGACAGUACGAAGAAAAGGAGACUUACCUACCUACACCCCCGAAGACUGGUUCUUCCCAAGGAAAGAAGUCGACAAGAACAUCAAGUGAUCUUCCUACACCAACGCCAAAACGACGGAAGCCUCAUGAUCAACCAUUUGACACCCCGACCAAAACGUACGAUUUGACGUCGAGUAGGAAUGAGAAUGGUGAACGAUGGUUACCCACUCCAAGAUCGACGCCUGUCAAAAGGAUUGUCGAUUCACGGAAAGAGGAGAACGAAGUGGAUGAUGAUCCUUUCGCUUGUCUUGCUUUGGGUGCUUGAGUGGAGGAAGGUUACGUUGGUACAUAAUUACCGUUUUGGAAGCUUGAAUGAGCAGCAUCGAGUCAUGGCAUUGCUCAGUCUUGGAUGGGUUUGGCCGUGUUCGAUUAUCUUGAUGUUCAAAGGGUGAUUUUUCUAGUGGGAAUGUCAGAUGAUCUCGCGAUGCGGAAGGAUUACAUGUCUCAAUGAACUUGGAUGGGGUGAUGGUGAGAUGGUGAGACGGACUUAUUGCUUGUCAUGUACCAACUGUUACUUCAAUGUCGGAGUCAUGGGAAACCUUGUAGCAGUGGAAUAAUCAAGACAAAUUCAUAUGCAUUUUUCAUGUUG